Messenger RNA from Contarinia nasturtii (swede midge), 954 nucleotides. RefSeq lists its product as uncharacterized. The record is from RefSeq and is a predicted model, not a curated record. Bases 138 to 800 code for a protein of 220 amino acids. The transcript is spliced from 4 exons. Lineage: Eukaryota; Metazoa; Arthropoda; Insecta; Diptera; Cecidomyiidae.
ACCACAAGCACACUCAGUCUUCUAUAUAAAGAGCUUCUUCUUCCAGACAUUUCGUUAGUUUGCUAUAAGUGUUGUACCGAAGAGCAUCGUCUCACUAUCUAGUUCAUUUCUGACAUAAGAAAAAAACGUUUGAAAAAAUGAAGACAUUUUUGGCUGUUGUGUGCUUCAGUUCAGUGCUAAGUGUUGCCUUAGCCCAAUUCCCAAAUGGUCGUUUCUUGGAAGGACCGGUGGCCGCAUUGUGCGCCCAACGCCAAAUUCAUGAACGUGCACCAGACAACAAAGGAUACUUCUUCUCGUGGCGUGAUCCAGCAUUGAAAGGUGUCGAAAAAGAUUGGUUGGAUGCUCGUAAUUACUGUCGUCAACGUUGUAUGGAUUCCGUAUCACUUGAAACCAGCAACGAAAACGAAUGGAUCAAGCGUCGUAUCGUUGAUGAAAAGGUAAAAUACAUCUGGACCAGUGGUCGUAUGUGUGACUUCAAAGGAUGCGAUCGUCCAGAUUUGCAGCCGGUUCAAACUCAUGGUUGGUUCUGGACAGCCGAAUCACAAAAGAUCGCACCUACCACCGACCGAUCACAAGGUGAUUGGUCCGAAAAUGGUGGUAUUGGUUUGCCACAACCAGACGAUCGUGAAUACAAACAAGGCGGUGCCCACGAAAAUUGUUUGGCCGUUUUGAACCAAUUCUACAACGAUGGCGUUAACUGGCAUGAUGUUGCUUGCCACCACAAAAAACCAUUCGUUUGCGAAGAAAAUGACGCUCUUCUCAAAUACGUGCGUUACAAUAAUCCAAACCUCCCAAUCUAAGAACUUUUUUAUGCAUUUACACUUAACAAAAAAAAAACAGAACAAUCACUCACAAAUGACUUUUACUUUAAACAAAACAAAUUAUUGAUCUGUAAAGAAAACUGGUUUUUAUUAUUCAUAUAAGAUGAUACCAAAUAAAGUGAGAUGACAUUAA